AUGGCCAGGUACAAGGUGACAGUGGCCACAGGUGAUGUGGCAGAAGCUGGCACCAACAACUCCAUCUCCAUCACCUUGGUGGGCAGCCGAGGCGAGAGCCGCAGGACCACUGUCUCCCUCUUGUUCCUGCCGGGACAGGAGAAGAGCCUGUCUGUGGACUGUGGGCAGGACCUGGGCCCUAUUGUCCUCAUCCGCCUGCACAAGUGGCGGCUCUUCUUGGAGGAUGCCUGGUUCUGCAAGGAUGUCCGGGUGACAGCCCCUGACGGCACCCUUUACCGCUUCCCCUACUACCAGUGGCUGGAGGGGGUCACCACGGUGGAGGUGCGGGAGGGCUCAGGGAAGAAGCUGGCGGAUGAUGAGCUGCAGAUCCUCAAGGAACAUCGGCAUCGGGAACUGGCGGCACGGCAGGAGGCUUUCCGGUGGAAGAACUACGCCCAGGGCUGGCCCCAUUGCCUCAGCGUGGGCUCCAUCCUCGAGUUGGACUCCAAUAUCCAGUUCUCCUCUGUCAGAGUCACUAACUUCACUGGUUUCCUCAUCUUACAAGGGGCCUCCCACUUUCUGUCAGGGUUCCUGCUGAGAAACACCUCCUGGGACAGUCUGGAUGAGAUGCGCACCAUCUUCUCCCGGACACAGGGAAGAGACAUUGUCCCUGAGUACGUGGCCAAGCACUGGCAAGAAGAUGAGUUCUUCGGUUACCAGUUCCUCAAUGGCAACAACCCCAUCAUCAUUCGAUGUUGCACUGUGUUGCCAUCCAAAUUCCCGGUGACGCCAGAAAUGGUGGCUGGCUCACUGGGGAGUGGCACUGACCUGGGCAAGGAGCUGCAAGAAGGUCGGAUCUUCAUCGUGGACUAUGAGGUGUUAGAUGACAUCCCAGCUGACACCAUCAAUGGGCGCCAGCAAUACGUGGCAGCCCCACUCUGCCUCCUUCACCAGGGCACUGAUGGGCUCCUGCGCCCCAUUGCCAUCCAGCUCAGCCAAACACCAGGACGCUCCAGCCCCAUCUUCCUGCCGAGUGAUGAUGAGUGGGACUGGCUGUUGGCCAAGACCUGGGUGCGCAAUGCUGACUUCUACAGCCACCAGCUCCUCACCCACCUGCUGAGGACCCACCUGUUCGGGGAGGUCUUCGCCGUUGCCACCCUGCGCCACCUGCCCACAUGCCACCCCCUCUUCAAGCUCCUCAUGCCCCACUUCCGCUUCACGCUGCACAUCAAUACCUUGGCGCGCUCCGUCCUCAUCAACCCCGGCGGCCUCAUCGACAAGGGCUCAGGGGUUACCUAUGAGGGGCUGAAGCUGGUGGUGCAGCGGGGCCUGGAGCAGGUGACCUACACGUCCCUGUGCCUCCCUGAUGACAUCCGCCACCGUGGCAUGUCCAAUGUCCCCAACUACCACUACCGGGAUGACGGGAUGAGCCUCUGGGAAGCCAUUGAGAGCUUUGUCACCGGCAUUGUGACCUUCUACUAUGGUGGGGAUGCUGCAGUGCGCGGGGACACGGAGCUGCAGGCCUGGGUGAUGGACAUCUUCACCAACGGCUUCUUGGGCAGGACCUCCUCAGGUGUCCCCUCCUCACUGCAGACAGUGGAAGAGCUCAUCAAGUUCCUCAGCAUGGUGAUGUUCACCUGCUCGGCUCAGCACGCAGCUGUCAACAAUGGGCAGUAUGACUUAGGCGCCUUCGUCCCCAAUGCCCCAUCCUCCAUGCGCCACCCGCCGCCCCGCGAGAAGGGACGGGCCUUCCUCCAGCACUUCCUCGACACGGUCCCUGAGGUGUCCACCACUGCCAACAUCCUAGUGACCCUGAUCCUCCUCAGCUCCCAACUCAAGGACAGGAGGCUCCUGGGACAGUACCCCGAGGAGCGGUUCACAGAGGCGGAACCUCGGCGGCUUAUCCGGGCCUUCCAAAGGCGGCUGGAGGAGAUCCGAGACCGGAUCGAGGAGAGGAACUACCUGGCUGAGCUGAGAUACAACUACUUGAACCCACUGGAGACUGAGAACAGCAUCUCCAUCUGAGUGCAGUGGCUGCACCCAUGCAGCACCCCCAGCACUCUCAGCAACCCCGGCACCUGGACACCCAAUGCACCCAGCAAGCCCAGUUCCCAGCUCCACCAGCACCCCACACAUGGCCACCCCCAACACUCUUGUCACCCAGCAUCCUGCACUUGGACAACCCCGGCACACCCAGGACCCCACACUUGGACACCCUCAGCACCCACCCCCUCAGCACCCUCAGCAUCC
This is a messenger RNA of Neopelma chrysocephalum (saffron-crested tyrant-manakin), 2229 nucleotides long. RefSeq names its product hydroperoxide isomerase ALOXE3-like. The record is from RefSeq and is a predicted model, not a curated record. The coding region runs from base 1 to 2004 and encodes 667 amino acids. Gene Ontology annotation, molecular function: iron ion binding; oxidoreductase activity, acting on single donors with incorporation of molecular oxygen, incorporation of two atoms of oxygen; protein binding. Gene Ontology annotation, biological process: linoleic acid metabolic process; lipid oxidation. The transcript has 13 exons. NCBI's taxonomy places the organism in Eukaryota, Metazoa, Chordata, Aves, Passeriformes, Pipridae.